AUGCCAGAAAAGCUAGACCCGCCCAAUUUGAGAGCUCCUCAGAGGCAGAGCCAUGAUUUGUAUAAGAGACGCAGGCUAGUCAACACCAACCACAUAUCACGCCCUCUUUCGAGAGAUACCUCGCUAUCUCCAGUCAGAAGAAGUGGAUCUCCUGUACGGCGCCAACAUAUAUCAGAAAUCGAAGAAAGAGCGAGGACUGCGCUAGUAUCACUGGAGCCUGAUGGUGCUGAUAGGGCUAGUCCAAAGAAGGUGAAGUUUGUUGAUAAUGUGCAGGAUGACAUCGAUGAGAGGUUCCUGAGGCUACAGGCCAGGCUAGAGAAGAGAUUAGACAAGUUUAUGGAGUCGGUUAAUGAAAGGCUUAUCGCAUUGGAGAGUCAGUUCGAUGCGCAGCAAGAGGGGUGA
Molecule: messenger RNA, 402 nt
Organism: Dujonia railenensis
Lineage: Eukaryota; Fungi; Ascomycota; Pichiomycetes; Serinales; Debaryomycetaceae
Source: the annotation of a GenBank genome assembly